AUGGAGAACGCCCCACAGCCCGAGGCGGUGGAAGGUGAUGCAGUUUCGGGCAUGCAGAUCGCGGCAAAAGUGCGGGCCACGACAGUCUUCGCAAGCUACCUGGCUAGGCUGCAGGCGCACUUCGAGAGCAUGACGACAGAACAGAGGUCAAACGUCAUUCACCUCCUCUAUGGCAUGCUGGAGACAUGGCGGAAUGAAUGGGUCAUGUCCCUUACCUCUGUCUCGCGGGACAGGGCCGACAGGCUCUGGGCACUGUUGGUGACGUAUCAGGGGGAGCCUGCCUGCAUUGCGACCAAGGACAGGGAGUGGGCGGAAGAAAGAUGGAGAGAGUUGGUGGAAAUGCUGCAGAUAGACGCGGUGAGAGGUGCAGCAAUCGGAGACUUCAGGCUCCCUGACCAGAGGGGAGUGAUCCAGGUGGAUGAUACCCAAGCCGAGCGGCCGUCCUCCUCCCACGAGGUGCUGGUCAGGCGCGCGCCAGGUGGUCGAUGGGAAGAAGCCACGGACAAGGAGAGGGCCGAGCUGGCAGCGCACGAUGCUGACACUCAGGAGCAAAAGAGCAGGCAGGCUGAACAUGACGAGAAGCUGUGGACGGCCCACCAAGCUGCGGAAGCCAGAGUCCAUGUUACCGUCAAGGAUGCGGACCACAAUGAGAUCGCAGUUGCCGACCUGGCGGGGGAGUUGGAAGCCAGCGACAUCCCGCAGGUGACGGUAGCAGUAAUGGAGGAGGUGGUGCAAGUCCCGCAGGACAACCCGGACAUGGAGGAAGGAAAUGAGGUGACGAAGGCCCAACCACCGGAGAACGAUGCCAAAGAAGGCGGCGAGUCCAAUCGCUCGGACACGGUGACGGCAGGCGUCCCGGAGGACGAGGUGGACCAGCACAUCGACGUCGACCUGACGGACCUCGGCUCGAUCAUGGAAACGGUCAUGGGCAGGCAGUGGUUUCAACUUUUCGUGAACAGAGAAGUGGACGACGCGAUGGUCCGAAAGAGGUGGGGAGCAUCGGCGCUGGAAGUGUUCCAGGUCAACCGAGACAUGAUGGAGUUGAUGCAGGGCGAGCGGGACACUGCGGCCAACAGGUCCCAAGAUGCGGACCUGCGCGUAGGACCAAUGUCUGAUGGGGAAGAGUCGCUGGCGUCUUCGGGGGCCAAGGUCUUCCCACGAAGGACAGUUGUGGCGGGAAGGCGUGGUGAUGACUCCGUCGAGGGCGGCACCGAGGCAGCAGAGGCUAUCGCGGAGACCGGGGAGGAUGACAAUGCGAGGGAAGCGAGGCACCCAAUGCCAAUCUCAAGGGCGGAGGAAGAAAUGGGGAGGGUGCUUGCGGAGAAUGAGCAUCGUGAGGGCAAUGAUGACGGGCACAUCGGGGCAGGCAAUGGUGGUGGAUUGGAAGAGGGGGGGUCAGAGACAUCGCAACAAGUACUGGAGAACACGCAGAUGGAUGUGGUUGAACCGAUGGAAGGCGAAGCAAUGGAUGGUGAAGCAGAAGCAGGUGAAGGGUCGUCGACAACCGGCAUGACGGGCACUACUGAAGGGCUGCAUGAUGGUAGCUUUGGGGAUGGUAAGGUGCAGACAGACCUGCAAAGCUGGUUGAAGUAG
Symbiodinium pilosum is the source of this 1593-nucleotide messenger RNA. NCBI's taxonomy places the organism in Eukaryota, Dinophyceae, Suessiales, Symbiodiniaceae. The record is from the annotation of a GenBank genome assembly.